AUGGUCUUCCACAAGGUCUGGCGCUGCCAGCACCACCCUCGCAACAAGGUGUCCGAGCGCCGCAACGCUGCGCGCAUGGCCAGACUCGACGUAAAGAUAAAAAAGUUGAGCAAGGGCUCAAAACAGAACGACCCGUACCUGCGCAGGGACGUUCCCUUGGCUACUGUCAUACGAAUGGACAUUCAACAUUUGCAUAGUACACAGUCAGCAGACGCUCUGCGCCUCCUUUGGGGCACACGUACCGUGAGGCAGACGUUUAUGGGCUACUUUAGCGACGGGAUGGCAGCCAGCGAGGCACGGAGGCUCCACGAGAGCAAACUCUGCAUGGAGGAGAACGGUCCCGAGCUGCUGGCCAACGGCGCCCUCAACCGUCUGGCCAGAACCGUGCAACACUGGCACACCGUGUGGAGGAGCGCCUGCUUCGGUGGUGGCCCCAUCGACGCUCUCUCCAAGCUGGAGGAGAAGGCACCCCUCUAUGCUUCUAUGGGCACAAGCGUGACGGUCAGCCGGAGUGACACCAGCAGCUGUUGGGCAGUUCUGGUCGUGACUCCCAUUAUGCGGCGGGCCCAGGCACUGAAGGCAGCGAGGGACAUUGUCUUUAUAGACUCUACGUCCUUGUGUGACACCACCAAGUGCACCGUGACAGUGGUGCUGGUGGCAACAAUGGCUGGCGCCGUCCCCUUAACAGUCCUCUUGCACAACGAGCACAGUACGGAAGGGUACUCGGCAGCAUUCAAGCUCCUCAGCGGGACCGAUCCACUCUGCUUUGGGGGUCUAUCAAUGCAACAAAAUUUCCCCCUUAUGUAA
Molecule: messenger RNA, 807 nt
Organism: Ixodes scapularis (black-legged tick)
Lineage: Eukaryota; Metazoa; Arthropoda; Arachnida; Ixodida; Ixodidae
Exons: 3
Coding region: 1-807 (268 amino acids)
Source: RefSeq, a predicted model, not a curated record